This is a messenger RNA of Taeniopygia guttata (zebra finch), 14811 nucleotides long. RefSeq names its product WAS/WASL interacting protein family member 3 (gene WIPF3). Gene Ontology annotation, molecular function: actin binding. NCBI's taxonomy places the organism in Eukaryota, Metazoa, Chordata, Aves, Passeriformes, Estrildidae. The record is from RefSeq and is a predicted model, not a curated record.
UCAUUUCUGUGAGCAAAAGCUUAGCUGGAGUAGCCAGCUCAGAGCCCACAGGACUUUGGCAUGGAUAUUGAUAGCAAAUAUCUGGGGCAGAUGUUUGUUUUGCUGGCACUGGUUCUGUUCAUUACAGCAGUGGUUUUCAAAGUGGGGUGUGUGAGAUGAUCCAUUGGUGUGUGGGAUGAAAAUAUUGCAACUUCAGUCAUACAUGUGUAUACUUUAUAAAGAAAUAAACCUAUCUAUUUUGGGGUGCAUGUGCAAAAAUUUUGUUACUGCUAGGAGUGCAUGAUCAAAAGGUUUUGAGAUGAUUAGAGUGCAUAUGGUGAAAAUUUAGCAUUUGUGAAUACUUUUCCAGCCAAAGGGAAUUAAUUUUUGUAUUGGUAAUGUACAGAUGGUAAGUAUUAAUUUCUUCAUCCUUUUUCUUACAGCUCCUAUUAAGACUCACAGUGUUCAGCUGUACAUUUUGCCCUUUCUAGCACACACUGUCUUCCUGGGGAUACAGCACAAUAUUCUUUUGUACAUGUGCAGGAACAAUUACAGCUUGUAACAGAUCAUUACUGUGUGUGUCAUGAAGCAGAACAUGUGCCUUGCCAGCGUGUUUGCAAUAAGAGGAGGAUGCUCUGGGUGAACUUUCAGGGUAUUAUAUUUUCAUACCUUCACAAUCAAUUAUUGUACCUAUGGUAAAACCUGCUUAAGUAAUUCCUUGAAUUCUGUGAUCAGUUGGUCAUAAUCUAUUUCUGCAUUUAAAUUCUUAGACUUUUUUUGAAAGAGUGGAACCUGGUACUGUUGUGUUCAAGUCAUAAAAUCUCUCCUGACUUUUUUUUCAUAUAUUUUUCUAUCACUGCUGUGGUUAUUUGCAGAGUAUGUUAGUCUGUGUAGCAAAAAAAGUACAUGGUACUUAAAAAUGUACUUCAAAAGUACUUCAAGUUUAUUUUUUUUAAGAACUACAUUUCGCCCUUGCAUUCCCUGGCAUCUUUGCCUGUUUUGUUCCCAGGAAGGUUGGUUGAUUUUGUUUGUUAUUGUUCAUAAUGCUCUUAUUUUAUCUUUUUUUUUCCAGAAGGAGGUUUCUUUGCAAGUUUCUUUCUGCUACUUUACAGGCUGAACAAUUUUGUAAAACUCCCCAUGAGUUGUGGAGAUGAAGAGGAGGAGGAUAAAGACAGCAAAUCAAAUAGGCAGUGUUUGAUUCUUUUCAGCAUUCAGAUUCAACUUUGGCACCAGGAGCAGUGUUUCCAAUUAGCAAUUCUUCUGGGCUGGUAUACAACCUAUACUUAGAUGCUGAAAUAAGUGGGCAGCAUAUUGUGAGCAGCUUAAUGCUCACAACUGCAAUUAAAGUCAACAGAAGCCACAAAUGUUCUUAUCCUAAUAAAUUUAGAUCAGUAAAGUACCUAGAAACACUUUUAGACUCCUCUAACAUACACCAAUUGUAAAUGACUUGAGAAAGCUAAAAGGACCCCUAAGGAUCAUUAUGAACAAGUUUAGGAUUUUUUUUGUUUCCCCUUCCCUUUUCUGACUACUAAAUCCACUACUGUGAUAGGGUUUUGAUAGAAGAAGGCUUAUUUUCAUGUUGUAGUUGGGUCAUUCUGUUUCAAAUGGGGUGAUCUCUGUAUAAGAUAAGCAGAAUUUAGAGUCAGCUCAAUCUUGGUGACAUGAUACAUACUAGAUGUGUUUCUAGUUAUAAUCUGAUUUCAAAGCUUUGCUUUUAAUAAGUCUUGAUACUAAAAACAGUAUCAACAGAAAUAAUAUAAAAUCAACAGAAAUAAUUAAUAAAAUAAUGUGGCAGGACAUUGUUUUUUCUGCAACAGCAAAAUUACUUUUCCCUGUCAAAACUGAAUGAGAGGCAGGAUAAGGAAUCUGCCUGGUGAAUUCAGCAGAAACACAGAGUAAGAGACAGCUCUCCAGCUGGUGCCAAGUUACAGAGUAAAACGUUAUAGUUGGGGAGUCUGCAGAAACUUGCUACAGACCCUAUUUUCUUUUACUGGAAAGCUCUUUUCUAGAAAUUGGCAUUUGUCUUUUACAGUUGCUAAUCUGCCUAGCUGUUGUUACAGCUGCUAGAUCUACAGUUAGGGGAUGGAAGAAGGAAAAAAUUUAACAGGUGUAUAGCUUUAAGGAAAACCUUCAAAGAAAAUAAGUUAUUAUUUGGCCAACAGCUGGAAAGGUUCCAAAGUAAACAGCACAGUGAUUUUUAUUACACUAGUAUGAUUAAAUCAGAGUAAGAUUUGUAUGGUAGCAAUUAAAAAUUAGAUUUUAAUUUUACUAUUAAUAUGUGGGUGAGCCACUAGUUUAAUUCAAGUGAUUUAUAUUAAAAGAAAAAUGUCUGUGUGUAGGUGGGGGGUUUAGGGUUUUCAUGUAGUUUUUCAUGAUUAUAUUGCAGGAGUACCAUGGACUUGUCUUGCUUUUCUAGUUAUGGAUGAGAACCAUACUUUCCUCUUACUUUCACUAUCAAGAGAUUUUUAUUAGAAGUACUCAUCACAUUUUCUUUUUCUCUGCACAGUUGCUUUGUGAAUAUUGUGAGCCUUGAUCCCAAAUAAUUUUGCAGUCCUUACUUCAUGGAAAUUCUAAUCAAUGUUGGCACAUAACUUUUUUGUCCUGUUAACUCCUUCUUAAGGCAGAGUAAAGUUCCUGCCUAGUCUUUUUCUGGCCUUGUUCCUAUUUUUUCUCAAGACUUUUGGACUUGCUGAUAUUCUGUAAGUACUUAUACUGAAUUUUUUUCACAAAAGUUGUUACAAGACAAUAAACAGUGAUUUGGAGAUGGUAUUUAAGACAUGCUAGGAGCCACUUGUGCCCAACAGCCAAAAAGCUACUGGCUGUUAGACCAAACUUAAAAGGAAACAAAUUCCUGGAUUUCUCAGGAGGGAAUGGUGGGAUGUUUGCUGUGGCAGAUGUAGGUGGCUGAGUCAAAAUGUAAAUAUAGCUAACUAGAUUCAUUAACUAGGUCUUCAAAUGCCUACCUUCUAGGGGUGAUAGAGAUGAGAGGGGUGAGUAGGCAGAAAAAACUAUGCCCGGUUGUAUUUUCUGGUGCUGGCUUACAGAAUUAAAUUCUCUUCAUGUUCCCUUUUUCUCUACACCUUAACAAAAUACACUUGGAUAGGAGGCUUUUUCUAAAGCUCUUUUAAUUAAUGUCAUGUAAGGUGGGUUUUUUUAAUUGAGUUUUUGUUGGUGGUCUUGGGAAGAGGGUGGUAGGUUUGGCAUUUUUUAAAGCUUUCUGCUUAUGAAAACUUUAUUAUAUUCUCACUCUAUUUCUUUUAUCACUCCUGCCUUUAAGCUUGGCAUAUGAGGCAACCAGGUUAGUUUCGGUUUGUCACAUUUUCUGGAGUAGGUGUCACCACUGAGAUGGAUUAAAAUUUUUCUCUACUUAAUUUUCCAAGAAAAGGAUCAAAAGAGAAUUUUGCUUUGAUAAACCCUGUUCACUUAUUACAUGUAGUGAAGGCUGCUUACUGCUGUGUGGCCUCUGUAUAUAUGAAUUUGUAAUGUUAAGAUCAGUCAUCACCUAUUAAAAUGUUAAUAAUGGAGGAAGUGUGGAUGCGUGGCAGCCCCGCUGGGUUGUGCCUUACUCAGAGAUGUUUGUUUAAUGAUUCAUAUGUUUGUGGAGUUUAAGAAAAUACUUCACUUCUCUUUAGAAUUGUUAUGAUUAAAGUCUUAUCAUAGAAGUUAACCCCAAAAAUCACAAUAGAUCAGGUGAUUAAAGCUCAUAAAGUAGCACCAGGCAUUUAUUUGCUGCCUUGUGGAACACUAGAAACAAGGAUACCAGAAGGAGAAAGUAAUAUGCUUAUUUUGAUGAUAGAAAUAUGAAAUUUGAAGCAAUGAUGAAUGCUAGACUAAUGUAGAUUAAUCUUAAUAAUUACCUCAUUCUUAUUUAAUUAAUGUUUUUAAAAAAUUAAAACCAGAAUUACUGUUGUAGAUAACCCUGUCAGUGUUUACCAAGUUUGUUAUUCUCUUCUUAUUUUCUACUCUGUAAUAAAAAACGCAGAAAAGCAAUUUCUCAUGAUAUAAUGCUGUGGUAAAAGCAUAAUUUACACAGAAGAAGGAUUUCCAAGGUUCAGAAAAACAUCACCUGAUAGUUUUCCUUGGGGGAAUGUUUUUUGACCCUGCUUCAUGCAGUUGUUAGAUUGAAAACCUUGAUGAGCUGUUUCCUUCAGCCUUCAUAAGAAAUUCAGAGAGCUACAGUGUUCAUCUGAAGUUGUGUGGGAGUUGGUUUUGCUCCUACGACAUUUAGCACUCCUGUUCUUUGGAAAGAGAACAAACAGCAUAUGUAAAACAUCUUGGCUGAAGAUAAUGAUGAUCUUUGGUAUUUUGAUUUGGUCUUACCAAAUAUAGUAUGAGCGAAUGUGCACAUAUGAGAACUCAGAUGCAUAAAAUUUUGGUCAUGAUAGUUAAUUAUUUACUGUAAAAUUAAAGUCAUCUCUUAAGUUUUUAUUCAGACCCCUAGACAUGCAAGUGUAAUACUGAAAGAAAGCCUUGUUCAUGGUGCCAAUAGUGAAAUAGUUAGGAAUGUGUUUAUUAAAAUUUUAUCUGAGCUGUAAGUUCAUAUUUAGUACUUUGUCAUGGAGCCUAGGGAGAUACUAAAGCACAAUAUUUAUUGCUGAUAGAUAAAACUCACCAGAGUGAGAGAAAGUACAGGCUUGGUAAUCUUGUUGGUGAUUAACUCAUCUACAGACUGUGCUAAGGGCUGGACAAAGCAUAGCUGAAAUUUUUGAGUGCUUUGUUCCAGACAAAAUAAAGGACACUGAUUUAUACUAUUUUAAUAAUAUAUCAUAUCUCACACCACUCUGUUUUCAUAAAGAAGUGAGAGUCAAUCAUGCAGAAAAAAAAAAUGCUGUGUCUUUGUGUGGUUUAUUUGACUUAAUUUUCAGCUGUUGGAAAAUUGGGAUUGCAUGGCUGUGGUGUCUCAAAGUGUUGCUGCUGUAGCCUUCUACUCUUGUAGUCAAGAAAUAGAGAAAGGAUAAGUGGGAGCUGUGAAAUGUGGGGAAGAUGAAAAGAAAACAUAAAUACUAGGCUGGCAUUGUUCUGUUUCAUCUGGACAGGUACAGGAGCAUGGAUUGCAUAUUGCUCCUAGGUGCUAAUCUUGAAUGCUUCACUUGAGAACUGUUAUGUCGCCAUUUUAAAUGUAUUUAGAUAAUGAGUUCUGUUUUGUAGGUUUCUUCAUAAUGUCAUGUGUUCUACAUGUGUGAAUGGAAUGCAUUUGAAGAGCAUUCUUCCUCUUUGUUUUUCAUCUAUAUAAUAUACAACUAUGGAAAUUGCAGAGUAGAUUUACCAGCUGUAAAUGAUUGAGCCCUGGUAGCAGAAGCAGCCUAGCUGCAGGCAACUAAUAGGUUAAUUUACCAUUCUAAUCACAAAGUAAUAAUGCCCUUAAAAGUCAGUACCCCAUCUCUAGUGUAUGCAGUGGCUACAUAUUAAAUUCCAUCUGUCAAUUAAUAUUAUACUUUUAGCCUUUUAAUUAAAAGAGAACUUCAAAUUAUAGCAACGCUUGAGUAGGACUUCUCUGAAUGGCUGGAAGGUGAGAGUGCCAGAAAUGCUAGUUUCUUAUUAUUCUCUCUUGGGUUAACCAUAAUUUUGUGUGGAUGCUAAAAGGCAUUUCAGAAUGAUCAGUAGCUUCUGCACAGGUAAGUGGGUAUGAGAAAUAGACUAGCCUAGUAUUCUUAAAAAGAGAUUAAAUUGUGAUGUGUAUAGGUUGUUACCUGCUGAAAUUUUUGUUGCCACUACUCAUGGUAUCCCUUGUAAAUCUGGGGUCUCUGCUAUGGUAGACAGAGAGAAUAAACAGUGCUAUGCUAGUGUCACCAGCUCCCAUGGCAAUGUUUUCAGCCUUGUACUGUUUGACGCUUUCAUUGCAAUGCCAGGCCCUCAGAUUUUCUUGUUUGUGUAAGAGUUUUCCCUUUCUUUCCAUUGAUGCAAAGGCUAUCAUGGGACUUUGAAUCCCAAAAUUUUAGAAAUCAAAAAAUGAAGUCCAAAAUUAGCUUUUGAUGUCAGUCCCAGGGUAUUUUUGGUAUUUGACUUGUGAUCUUUCUGGACUGCUGAGAAACACUUUUAGAGUAGUUUAAAUUUUAUACUGCCUUCAUUUUGGUGACUUCUGUUACUGCAUAUUUUCUUUUAGUACAAGAAUAGGCAGAAUUUGCAUUUAAAAUGUGGGUGUCAGAAAGUUAAAUACCUACAGAAAAGCUCAGCAGGUACAAAUGAUCCUACUUACUCUGUGGCAUUUUUUGUAUUCAGGUACAGAAAGCUAGCAACCCACACUGGAAAACCUUAAGUACACCCUAGUGAAUAACCCCCCAGCUCUAUUUGAGGCUGAAGCAAUUGAACCCUGUAGUAUACAAGAUUUUAUAUUAUCUGAUACAGCAGUGCUAGAAUAAGGUGCAGAGGGUUUAUUGGGUGCAGUGGCAUUGAUUCCUGGUGGUGUUUGAAAUGAGCACUGGGAAGAUAGAUUUAUAAGAAAGUUGCUCCUGCUAUGCUGGCUUUUGUGUUUUGCUCCCUGCCAUUGUGUGCAGUGGUAGCUUCAAGCAGGUGCAGAGCAGGCACCAGGCUCUGCUAACACUGAAAGACUUCGCUAUUUGGGACUAAAGCCAGGACUAGGUGGUGGCUAUAGUGCCAGGAAGGGAUCUGUAACAACUUUUGCACUACUUCCCUAGCUGGGAGCUGAGAAACAGGGUUGGUGUGGACACAGCCUACCAAAGUACACACAUUGCUCGAUGACCUUUUCAACCUGGCAGGCUCAGACUGCAGAACUUUGUGUGAUGGAGACUGAGAUCAUGGUUAAUCACUGCUGAGCUGGGUGUAGGUGGAAUUGUCAAGUGCUGGUCCUGUCAUUAUGUUGAAACAAUGAUUUCAUUAGCUGUCAGAAAGCUGUUUGGCAAGUCCCCUCAUGUGGGUUCCCUCAGAAAAGUUGGCUGGAGAGUGACCCCUCACAUGGGAAGCAUUUGAAGCUCAGCUUGCUAGAAGGCUGAGAGAGUGCCACGUUUGCCCAGGCAGAUCAGGUGCCAAGAAUUAAUUAGUUUUGUCCUGUGAUACAGCAGAAACACAGAAGUGGCUCUGAUCUUGCAAAUGGCUGUGCAGGUGGAGUCUUGCACUGUGGUGAGGUCUCCCAUAAUUAAAAAGCUUUAAAUCAGAGGUCAGAGCUCUUUUGUGAACUGAGGUACCAAAAACCUCCAAAACUGCCAGGUACCAGAUUUCCCAAGCUUGUUUAGAAACAAGCAGUUUAAAAUAUUAAAAUAAAAGAACACAUCUACUUUGUUGUUGAGACUUGUUGGAUUUUUCCUUAAACUGGAAGGGGGGAUUAUUUUGAUUUUUUCAUUUUGUAUUUGACAGUGCAUGAGUGAAACCACACCUGAUGCAUAUGUAAUGAAAAUACAAGAAGGAUGACAGUGUUUUUCUCUAUGGUACUCCUGUUUGUGAUGUGCUGGAAACUGGGUUUAUUAUUUUAAUAAGCUCUUUCUUUUUGUUUCUACUAUUUUUCUUGGCAUAUUCCUGGUGGAGACUUUAGCUGCUGGUUUGAGAAUUCUUUCUAAAAGCAAUGCUCUUGCCUGCUGGGCAAACUGUUUCUGCUGCAAAUGUAAAACCAUUAAUUCCUGGCAUAAUUCUAAACUAGUAAUAGUGGAUUGACCUUGGAAUCAAGAUCCAAAUUCCUCUGGGGGUUCAGAUUUCAUGCUGAGCUACAAAUUGAGAGAUGGCUUUUAUAAUCCUGUGCUAUGUCAAGGAAGACAUGCUGGUCAGCUUACACUGAGAUUUCUGGUCAACUUCCAUGUUUUACUUUCUUCCAAAACAACCUCAUUCUUUUAAUAAAAAGUUAUGACAUUGUAGUUUGUUAGACUGUCCUGGCAUCUUACUGGCAAUAUUACUUUUUUUCUGUCAGUUCUGCUUUUGAAAAGGAUGCAGUCUUUGAGGAGCUGAAUUCAUUUAAAUACCUUAGUCCUGAUGGUUACAGAAAUCUCCUUAUGGAACACUUGUGGUCAGCAGCUUGUGGUUAAGUGGAAGGAAGCUACAGAGUAGGUUGCUUGCAACCAGGUCUCCCCUGUUCUUGGUCCACUCUUUUUUAUCAUCAAUGGUCCCAGAAGGGUAUUUUAACAGACUCAUGCCCUUUAAGGCCCCUUACUCAAUGUCUGUGCUAUCCCAGACUGCUGUGAACAUCAACCAAAUGCCUGGCUUUCCUUCAAAGGAGUAGGAGAUUUAUGGCUGGAUGGAGACCCAGUCAUCAUCUCUUCCUUCAUGCUCCCCUGCUUGGAAAGUCUUGUGGUGCCAUAUGGGUAGUAAGAACACUCAUCAUCCUUCCUCAGAUGGUUUACCAACCACAAACAAGCUGUGUUUUUCUCUCAUAUGCUCAGCUAUCUCUGACAUGAUGCACAUACUGCAUUAGGCAGCUAGCUUACCUUUUUUGUCCUCUUUCCUGAAAAAUCUGUAUUUGUUUACACCAGAAUUUCGGUUAUUAUUAAUAUUUAAAUAAUAUUUGGAGAAUUUUGUUAUAUUUCCAGUGGUUUCUGCUCUUUCUUGAUGCUUUAUACAUCCUUUAUUUAAGGUUUAGAUGUUUCAGUUGUCUCUCAUUAUUGACAAGCAUUUUCUAUGACCAGACCUGGCACUAUCACAUUACUGACUGCAAUGCCUCCACUUGUGCCUCUUGCUUGUUUUGCCCUACUUGCUGUUUUAGAUGCUGGUUUUAGUUUUCCAUUGUCAUAUUUGUAAGCUUUUUCUCUCACAUUUUUUAGUUUAAGUUGAGUCUAUGAAUCAUGACAGAGAAGGCUAGGACUGGCUCAGGAACAUAUCCUCCCCCCCUCACCCCUCCACCCAUCCCCCCAUAAAUAUUUGUCUCUGUGAUCAAAUAUCCUUUAUCCUAGAGCUUUCUGCUUAGUCUUUAUCUUGCUGCACUGUCUUUCCCUUCCUUAAAAGCAAAACCUGAGGUGUUUCAUUCUGCGGUGGUGAAAAUCACUCGCCUCAGCCUGGAUCUGUGCAGGAUUGGCUGAGGAUGGCAGAAUAAAAUAAGAACACAAGGGAUUUCCUCAAUCUCUUUUCCCAUUAAAAUGUAUGCUGCUUAUGCCUUCUGCCAGUACCUGUGCUUAAUCUCUGCAUUGAAUCUGGGAGAUUUUGUCUUUGGGGAAAAAAUUGGUAAUGGGAGAGAAGAAGGUUAAUUGCCACCAGAUUCAUAGAAAUAAUUUAUACUAUCAGCAAAAGAGAGAGCUCUCAUGCUGCCCACAAUAAAAUUCUGACAUGAAAUGUAUUAAUCGGUCUUUAAUGUUAUCAUUAUAUGUCUCACAAAAUAAUAAGGGAAAAGAUAAAUAUAUUUUGACUUUUUUUUUGUUUUAGUUUUUUAAUCUAGUUCAGACAAAUAAUUUUCUUCACAGGUGUCUUCCCAGUGUUUCCUGUAAAAUGUGACCAGGAGAAGGAAUAUACUAUGGUGAUACAAUUCAUUGCACAUUAGAAGUGUAAAUACUCAGUACUAUUAAGUUCCCUGAGUAAAAGUAUGCGGUGCCUUUGGAUGGAAUAAUGCUUUAUUUUAUUUUACUUAUGGCUUCUAUUUAAUUUAGAGUUUUAGUACUGGAUCAUCUUUUCACAUCAGUUGAUGGGUUUACUCUGAAAGAAAGGCCUGUGACUGCCUGGCUAUUGGGCUGUCCAGAAGGCUAGAGGUACAUUUUUCCUGCAGCUGUCCUGUUUAUGUAGAUCUGUAUUACCCUGAAGUACUUUACAUAUGCAUUCAAGAGCAUAUUUAAAAUCAGAGUAAAUACAAGCCAUUUAUGGUAUAGUAUGUAUGAACUGUGACUGAACUACCUGUCCAGAGUCCAAAGGAUUUUCCCUUUUCUGUGUGCAGGGGUACUCUUUAACUUCUGAAGAUUAUAAUUAGUAUCAAUAUAAACGUUUUCAAAUAGCUGGUACCUUCUGCAUUUACAUCACUUUAGUAGCUGAGCACGUAGGUCUCUUAAAUAUUUUAAGUAUCGUAGAAGCCCAGAGGGUAGGUCGAUGCUCCCAUCUGUCUUGCAGGAUGUAAAGUGACAUUCUGAAGGUGAUGCAAAUAUCACAGAAGAGUGUACCCAGAAAUGAAGCUCAUUGCCAUGCCUUUCAGUUCAUUUCCCCUAGAAAAAGUCUCUGUUCUUAAUUUGUCUGAUACAACUCAAUUUAGAUUGUGAUUACUUAGGCUCGAACCUGGAGUGGUCCGUGUAUAGAAAGUGUAAAAAUAGAGUUGUUCUUCUAAACUAAACAAUCCACUUUCACAGAACUCCUAACAGGAUGAAGCUGCUACAAACCACUGGCUGUGUCCCUCCAUCACAGGGUACUGCACACCACCAAGUAGCUCUGCACAGGACCUGGUGACUUGUGCUUCACAAAAAACACUUCUGCCAGAGAGGAUCCAGCCUUGAUCUGAAGUAUUAUCAAGAGACUGAUAAUCUGCUGCUGUCUGUGGCGUGUCUAUUUGCAUCAAAUGCCUGUCUCUGCUGCCUGAGCCCUCACCACCAUUCCCAGUACAGGUUGUGCUGUGCAGGCAGACCACCCCUCAGACUUCAGGGCUGAUAGUCAAAACAGAGGUGCCAAAAUCUGAGCUGUUGUCUCCAGUGUUUUGAACACUGCUUUGGCUCUUUCUUUUGCACCUCCAGGUUUCCACAAUGUAAUUUUAAAAAUCUGGAGACUAGAACUGAGCUUGUGAUUCCAUUUUUGCUCAUACUUUUUUUUUUUUUUUUAAAGGAUAAGAAAUAUUGGAGGAGUAUACUGUCCCUCCUUGUCGUACUUGCUAAUUCAGGCUUGCUGCUGGAGCCCCCUUCCAGGUCCAGGCCUGUGGGACUUGAAAUGCAGGCUUUAGUUUCAGCGAUAUGACUAUUAUUUGUAAUCCAGUCACUUUCAGUUUUACAUUUGACGCUUUUAUAUUGUGCAUUUUAUUGUGCAUUUUCUUUCUCUUUUCCCCCUUCCAGGUCAGCAGUGAGGAAACAUGUUUUGGUUUGUUGUUCUUUUCAAAUGGACUCAAGCUGCAGUGAUUUAGAUCUCCUAUAUUCACGGUGUCCUCAUUCAUAUUUCCAAUAGUCUAAGUUACCAGCUUCAAAUUCUGAAAUGUUUAUUUCCAACAUUGAUGAUUUACAGUCUGAAACAUCACUUUAAAAAAUAUGAUUUGAAGGAAUUUUCCUAUUUAAUCAGGUAUGUUGAAGACCUGACAGAUAGCCUAAACAUUAGUCCUAUACUUUACUGCAUAUCAUAGCUGAGUGUGUAAUUUCAGACACUGAAGACAAAACAUGGUGGAGGUGGGUGAGAGGAAAAGGAAGUAAUUCUUAUGUUCUGGCUAUUUACUUGCAUGGUUUGUUCCAUUCUUCUAGUUUCUAAGUAUGUACUGAACGUGACAUUCAUUGUGUCUAAAAUAGUAGCAGAAAUAGUAGCAGAAUAACCUAGUGGUUGCUAAGGUAAUGAGAACCCACUGUUCCCUUACCAAUUCCUGUAAAUAAAGUAUGGAAUUUAAUUUCACUCUGUGUUACCUGAGGCAGCUCUGGCAUCUGAUAAAACAAACGAUCUUCACAUUCUUCUCCACUUCCCUUCUGAUUUUCAUUGAAAUACUGAGCUGUUUCUCUUUUUGUAAAUAAAUGAAGCUGCCCUGCAGAUGGUGGGGUAGAAAGUAGCCUAAGAAUUACAUCUUGUGUCUUGCACCUGUUUUCCCUCUGUGACUUUAAAUGUAUUUGUCUUCGUGCUGAAACACUACUAUUGCACAUGAUCAGGGCUGAAGAUUUAACAGCCAUAAGAGUUCCUCUUUGUUUUCCUCUUGAUGCAGAACUUGCAUGUUUGUUAUCUGUGCCUGUGCUAUGGAUUGCAAGCACAGCAUGAGUGUGGAUCCAAGAUUUAUUUCUUUAUCAAAGAAAGGAAGGUUGUGUCAAAAAACAAUAUGGUAAAUCCAGGAAUUUGCAAAUGCUGGACACCAGUAGAUGGUGAGAUACUUACCUGGUGAAAUGAUUCUUGGCAAGGAUUAUUACUGGCCUUGGGAGUGCAGGCAGCAAACGAAAUCCAAAGGAGCUCUGACUGCCGUGCAACCAGGCAACACUACACCCCAGACCAUCUUGACUUUGUAAUGGAAAAAGAGAAUCCAUAUCAAGCUACUUAGCAGCUAAUCAAUCACCCGAGUCCACCAGGCUGGGCACUGAAGAUUGAAUCUCUUACAUACAUGAAGAGGAAGAAGAAACAGCUGGGGCAUGGGAUGGAGUUAUGCUUGGAAUAAGAAAAUCUGCUUUAAGAGAGAGGCAGCUUGUUAUGCUGCAUUAUGGAAUGGCAGAACUCUUCCUGCUCUUUUAAGCCACAAAUUUUUGUCUUGCUUGUGUUACACUGAUAUCAAGUUAUGGGUCACUUGCCACAAGUUGCCACAAGUGAGUUAUUUUAGCCUAGUAGCUGUCUGGAUAUCAAGACUUUAUAUACAAUAGUCUUUCUGCCCAGAGAAGUAGAGUGGGAGGUGAAGUGGACAGCUGGCAUAAUAUAUGGACACUUGAACCCGGAAAUGAAAGACAGCUGCUGGAUCUAAUUUUAAACACAGCUCUUGAUCAGAUCCCUCUAGAUCCUGCUUGUCCUGCUACAGCAAAGUCAUUAGUGGGAGUAGAGAGACAAGAAGUUGAAGAUACUGGUAAAGAGCUUUUGUGAGGAAGGGAAUCACCUUUGUUCCAGUUAUGGUAUUUCCAUUUUUCACAGCAAGCUCAGAGAUACCAAAAUUGCGAAAGGAAGACCAGAAAGCACGAAACGCACUCUUGGCUGAUAUCCAGCAGGGAACUCGCCUAAGGAAAGUGACCCAAAUCAACGACCGCAGCGCACCACAGAUUGAAAAACCCAAAGGAGCUAACAGAGAUGGAGGUAACCCAGCUGUUAAUAAAGGUGGCUCUCAGCAGCCUCUGGGAGGUUUAUUUGCUGGUGGCUUUCCUGUUCUCAGACCAGCAGGCCAGAGGGACAUGACAGGGAGGCCCGCGGGGCAGCUCUCCGGAGGCCGCGCAGCAUCCCCCAGACCCUGCGCCCCGCCGAGCAGCGGCGCUGCCAAGGCGAGCAGCAGCCCCUCGCCCCCGGCCGAGGGCCCGAGGGCAGCUGCGCCGCCGGAGCUUCCCGGCACCUCCCGAGCAGCAGCGGGAGCGAGCCCCGGGCGGCCCAGCCUGCCCGCACCGCCUCCCCCGCCUCCCGCUGCCGGCAAGCCUUCCCUCACCUUCCCUCCUCCUCCCCCCGUGCCCCCUCCGAACGACCGCCCUGCCAAGGCGGGGAGCCCCGGCGCUGCCGCCCCGGCCCCGCUCCCUCCCCCGCUCCCUCCCCCUCAGGCUGACAAACCCGCCAAGCCUCAAGCGGGAGCUUCGCACCCGCCCCCGCCGCCUCCUCCUCCUCCUCCUCCGCUGCCCCCCGUGCCCCCCUGCGGGCACCCGGCCAGGGCAGCCGAGGCCUCCGCGGCCUCCGCUCCGGCCGAAGGAAGGGACUGUCCCCUGCCCCCGCCUCCCCCGCCCCCGAACCGGCUCUCCUUUCCCCCCUCCCCGGCCUCCAGCGGUGCCGACGUGCCCCCUCCGCUGCCCCCCAAGUCUCCCCACUUGCUGUCGCAGUUCCAUAAGCCAAGCAACAUCCAGUCGCUGCCGCUGCCACCCACCCCCGGCCCCCCUCAGCCCGCAGCCGUGGGGGAGACCAGGAAGAAGAGACCCGGCCGAGGCGCAGGAACCGGUGCUGGGAAGCUGGUCACACCUCCACAGCCACCUGCAAGAUCCCCAACAACUGAACUUACAAGCAAGUCUGGAGUCUCAGCUUGGGCUACAGCUCAUGACCCCUACACACCACUUAAAAAUGGAAAUAUGCACAUCAUUGAUGACUUUGAAUCAAAAUUUACUUUCCAUUCUGUGGAAGAUUUCCCUCCACCUGAUGAAUUCAAACCAUUUCAGAAAACAUAUCCCAGCAAGAUACCCAGAGGUAAGUUUGUAAACAUGGAAAGAUCUGAUCAUUAUCAAGAGGUUUAAAAAUGAGGAUGCUAAUUAAAGAACUGAACCAGCAUUAGCAUAACUGGACUGCUAGCACUGCACAGAGAGGAAUGGGAUUUGUCACAGUGGCAACAGGGACCAAAAAUAUAUUGAAAACCACUUAGUUACUUUAGAGUCUUAGCUAAAAACAAAUUAUGUGGCUGAACAUGCAGCUUGUGUUUUUAGAUUGCUAAAUUUACAAGGCCUGUGACAUUAAAAACAGUCAUAUUGUAAAAACAGACUUGGGAAGCUAUUGAGUUUGAUUUUUUUGUUUACUAACUUGUGAAAUCACAGAGAAAGAUUACUUGAUCCAUGUCUUCUAUUAUGUAUUUUGAUUUAAAUCCUAUGCAUGGUGUUUAACACACCUGAGUAACAAUGAGCCUGGACUUUGUCAGGAAGUGAUAAAUGGCUGAACCUUGCUUUAUUCUUUUUUCUCCUUUCUUAACUUAGUGCUUAGAAUCAGGUCACUGAUGUAAGAGCAGUUCACCUAUCCAGUUUUGAAAAUGGGUAGUUGAAAGUACCAAAAGAUCUCAUGCCCAUAUUCUGCUUUUUUAUAAAACCUAGUUUUCUGAAUUAUUAGAUCUCCAACUUUUAAUUAACCUUUUGUUUUGUCUCCAUGCUAAGGUACUUAGCAUGAAUUUUCAUAGUAGCCUCAUUCAGGCUAAACAGUCUCCUGUAUAUUCUGAUUUUUACUGAAGGGCUGCAGAGCACAAGCAAUAUGUGUGUGUAUGUAUGCAAACAUGUGUAUGUAUAUAUCGGGGUAGCAGAUAAAUGCAAUGUCCCUGCUAUAUAACUGCAUCCAAAAUACCUAUUUAAAAUCUGUCCUAUCUAUUUACAGAUCCCUCUAAAAAUCCUCCAUUAAGAACACACGUGAGAUGAGAAGAGUCUUCUGAUUUCUCUGGGCUAGCGU